AUGGCAAGCAUGGCAUCUUCCGCUCGCGAUAUCCCGAAGGCUCUUGGUCGAGACAGCUUAACUGCUGUAGAGGCCAGGAGCGUCCCAGCGACCAAAAACAAUCCCCUUCCGACUCCUCCGAACUCCAUCUCGCCCUCUCUGCCUCCGCAUGGGGUCAAACCAUACGGGACGCGUUCGGCCACUUUACAGGUCCCGGAACAUGUUGACUCCGACAUCGAUUUACAGGAUGGUCAGGGAAGUGAACAGGACAAUCUCUCAGGGCGUGGCCGUGACUUGGGAUCGCCUGGAUUUGACGCGGCAGGUAAUAUUACGCCAUCUUUGUUGGCCAAACAUCACCUUCCGGAGAUCCUCCUCAACCACGGUCCGCUGGCGAUUCGACACAUCAUGGGAUUUCUCACAACUGCUGUGCCCGGGUUCUCUGGAAUACCGCCGGCGAAGGCCAGGAGACUCGUGGUUGGUGCUUUGGAAGGCCGCGGCAGUGGUGGUGAAGGGGGCGGGGUGAAGGGAAAUGUCAAGUUUGAGAAGGUCGGCUGGGGACGUUGGGACGCGAGGUUGAAAGGACACCCCGCUAGAAGUAGCAGAGGGAAUCUACAAUCGCCACCUCCGAGUGGACCAUCUUCCUAUUCCAGUGGCAUGCCAAUAGCCAAAAAUGGCGGCUGGACGGCGGACAGAAGUCGGCUGAAUGCACCGGAUUCCAGCUGGGCUGGUGACUCGGCGGUCUUCUCCCAUGACGAUGAAAUGGACGUCACGAUGCUCGAAAAUGAAGCAGACAAGAUGUCCCUCGAUGGCGAUGAGUCAUGCUCCUCCUCUGAAGCUCCACCGGAAGAUGAUCUCAUGGGCGACUCCGAUGAUAUGACUGACGAAGAGGAUUGGGCAGCUGUCGGAGCUGCGGCUCUUCGUGCAGCUUCUUAUUCAGCCUCGGGCCCUGGACGCAAUUUCCUUUCUUCUCGCAUUUACGGAGGAUCCGGUGGUGGUCCUUCACUUUCAACAAUGGCCAAGUCAGUCCCAGUACGAUCUUCUCAACCUGCACCUAAUAAUAUCGAUUUUGUUGCAUUUGGCAUGACUUCCGACCCUCAGGAGCGAGAAGCCGUUGAAGCGCUUCUACGACUUGGUUCUGUAUAA
Molecule: messenger RNA, 1122 nt
Organism: Cadophora gregata
Lineage: Eukaryota; Fungi; Ascomycota; Leotiomycetes; Helotiales; Ploettnerulaceae
Exons: 1
Coding region: 1-1122 (373 amino acids)
Biological process (GO): positive regulation of transcription from RNA polymerase II promoter by glucose
Cellular component (GO): nucleus
Molecular function (GO): sequence-specific DNA binding
Source: RefSeq, a predicted model, not a curated record